Molecule: messenger RNA, 3945 nt
Organism: Eufriesea mexicana
Lineage: Eukaryota; Metazoa; Arthropoda; Insecta; Hymenoptera; Apidae
Gene: Pgant9
Product: polypeptide N-acetylgalactosaminyltransferase 9
Exons: 14
Coding region: 1238-3046 (602 amino acids)
Biological process (GO): protein O-linked glycosylation
Cellular component (GO): Golgi apparatus
Molecular function (GO): polypeptide N-acetylgalactosaminyltransferase activity
Source: RefSeq, a predicted model, not a curated record
CGUCGCUCGACAGUCGAAGCCGGUCUCUCGGCGUGCGAGUAUCGAGAGUAUCGCGAGAGGGUUCGUUGCAUUCGUUUCGUCGAUAACGCGAACUUGUCACCUGUCAAACGGCGCUCGUUGUACGAAUUCAAGUCGGCCGAGAGUUGACCCGAUUAAUUUCCGAGUUCUCCCGUCGUAUUCGCCGCGUGUGUGCGCGCUUACGGACCAUCCAGUUCUCUCUCCCUCCCCGUUGUGCGUUCGUUCGUGUCGUGCCGUUCGCCAGCCACGUUUCCGCUCGCGUGUGUCCAGUGUGCAGAAGUGUGUGGAUGCCACGGCGGAAGCAUAGCCGUCGAGAUCGCCGCGAGGACGUUCCCCCUGGCCGGUUCACUCUCAGAAUUCCAGUGGCCAGGAAGCUCCGUCGAGGAAGAAAUUACGUCGGAGGGAAGUUCUGCUUCGGCUGUAAAACGAGCCACCGAGGCGUGAGUGUCUACGCGAGUAACAGUUUUCCGGCUCGAUUCCCAAAACUUUCACGGUUAUUCGCCUGAGCCCGACGACUUCGUGAGAGAUUGUCUUCUGGUAUAGAAAACGAGAGCUGAUGAAUAGCGAACGGAAGUCGAUCAUCUAAGCGGAUCGGAAGCUGUGAACCGAGGACGUUCUCACGACUCGAAGGAUAGAGUUUAUGCUCGUUUGCAAGACAAUAAUUUUCACGUGAACGAGGAUUCAAGAGGAUAUCUGUGGAUUUAAAUAAGCUGUAUUGACAAAAUCAUGCGGUGAUACUCGAAGAAGCCGAACUGCAAAACGUACAUAUCAACUCAUAUCGUCAUAGCCAACUCGAAGCAUCUUCACUGAAGCACCAUCGAGAGCACUAACGAAGCAUAUCAGAUGAAAAUGAAAGUCCAACGAUGAUCCUGUCUCGUCCACGUGAUAUCAGGUGUCGAUCAAGCCGGAUCGACGAGAUUCCCCAACGCACCCUGUCGUAACCUCUCUGCUCCGAAGCUUGGACCGAAGUCAACGACCAAUUAAGUCGUCUGUAUCGUAACAAGAACCCGUACUUCACCCCCUACUCGUGACAGAAUAUUCGAAAAUUCGAACGCGGGCCAGUGAGACCGAAGGCCUGAGAGGAUGUUGCUGAGGUAACGCGACCUCUCGAGCCGGCUGAAGAACGAUCUGUAAUCGAACCGUGCUCGAAGAACGAAGAGGUAGCAGCUGACGAAGAGCUGUGGAUUCCGCAAGGCCAGGUCCAGGCUGAUAGCGAAGCAUGGGUUUCCCCAGGAGAAGAUCCCUGUGGCUUAAAGUGGCGAUUCUAGCAACGGCGGUCUGGGCCACCGUGUGCUUCCUGUUGUACACCGAAGACCGUGCCAAUGUCGCUGUGCAAGGGUUGGCACCAUCAGGCGUCGCGGCGCCUCAAAUGGCCAAUGGUUUCGUGCCUGCAGCCGCGCCUCUGAGAAAAGAGACGCCACUUAACCAGCCCAAGCCAAAGGUGGUGCAGGCCGGGCCCGAGCAAGGUGGCGGUGUGCUCGUUGCACCUCGCGAGCAGGACUCGAGCGCGCCUGGUGAGAUGGGAAGGCCCGUGAUCCUGCCAACAAAUUUGACUGCCGAAAUGAAAAAGCUCGUGGACGACGGAUGGCUAAACAACGCGUUCAAUCAGUAUGUCAGCGACUUGAUUUCCGUUCAUAGAACACUACCUGACCCGCGUGAUCCAUGGUGCAAAGAACCUGGAAGGUAUUUGAAGGAUCUUCCUCCCACAGCAGUGAUAAUCUGCUUCCAUAACGAGGCCUGGUCAGUAUUGCUGAGGACGGUUCAUUCCGUUUUAGACAGGUCACCAGAGCACCUUAUACAGGAAAUUAUUUUGGUCGACGACUACUCCGACAUGCCGCACCUGCAGCGUCAACUGGAGGACUACAUGAUGAACUACCCGAAGGUGCAGAUCAUUAGGGCACAAAAACGCGAGGGUCUGAUCAGGGCUCGUUUGCUGGGCGCGGCAGCCGCCAAGGCCCCGGUCCUCACAUACUUGGACAGCCAUUGCGAGUGCACCGAGGGCUGGCUGGAACCCCUUCUCGAUCGCAUCGCUCGUGACCCGAAGACAGUCGUUUGUCCCGUGAUCGAUGUUAUCGACGACACCACGCUGGAAUAUCAUUGGAGGGAUUCCGGCGGUGUGAACGUGGGUGGGUUCGAUUGGAAUCUGCAGUUCAACUGGCACGCGGUCCCCGAGAGAGAGAAAAAGAGGCACAAGAACUCCGCAGAACCUGUGUGGUCACCGACGAUGGCUGGAGGCCUCUUUUCGAUAGAUCGAGCAUUCUUUGAGCGCCUGGGCACGUACGACAGUGGAUUUGAUAUUUGGGGUGGCGAAAAUCUCGAGCUCUCCUUCAAGACGUGGAUGUGCGGAGGUACCCUGGAAAUCGUGCCGUGCUCGCACGUGGGCCACAUCUUCCGGAAACGUUCGCCGUACAAGUGGCGCAGUGGCGUGAACGUGCUCAAGAGGAACAGCAUAAGGCUGAGCGAAGUGUGGCUGGACGAGUACGCCAAGUACUACUACCAGAGGAUAGGUCACGACAAGGGCAAGUACGGCGACGUAUCGGAACGGAAGGCACUGAGGAAGAAGCUCGGCUGCAAGUCGUUCAAGUGGUACCUCGACAACGUUUAUCCGGAGCUGUUCAUACCUGGCGAGGCAGUGGCUUCCGGCGAGGUUCGUAAUCUCGGAGAAGGAGGUAACACCUGUCUGGAUUCGCCGGCACGCAAGGCAGACUUGCACAAACCGGCUGGGCUCUACCCCUGCCAUCGACAGGGCGGAAAUCAGUACUGGAUGUUGAGCAAGACCGGCGAGAUCCGUCGAGACGAGUCGUGCCUGGAUUACAGCGGCACCGAUGUCAUCCUCUAUCCUUGUCACGGUAGCAAGGGGAACCAACAAUGGAUUUAUAAUCCUCAGACGAAGCAAAUCAGACACGGUAGCAGCGACAAGUGUCUGGCUAUCACCGAGAGCAAGCAGCGCUUGAUCAUGGAGGAGUGUUCGGCGACAGCAGCGAGACAGAGGUGGUCGUUCGAGAACUACGACCCAUCGAAGCUGUGAUAUCGCGCUUUUUCGCGUCGCCAGUCGAAAAAUCUCGGCCGAAGGUUCGACCGUGCCGGCUCUUGGGUGCCUGUUCAACGUUAUUCCGUCGCCAAGACCCGUUUCGGUAGAUAGACGCCGUGGUAUCGAGGCUAGGACGCCUCGAGGUACCAUCGACCAGCCGCUCCAGAUCGACUGCAGGACGAGAGAAGCGCGGAGAAUUAGUCGAAGGACCUUCCGAACGGAGCAGAACCAUCUGGCAGAGCCUAAACGAAGAAGAGACACGUUCCGAUCCUCGGCUCUAAUCUCUAACUGUAAGACGGACGAAGUGCAAUAGAAACGUCGUUUUAAGGCUGAUGGAGGAGCACUGGCCCCUUGGAUAAGCUGUAACCGGUGUACAAUGAGAGAUGGGACACUUGGAGAGUGAUCGGGGUGUCGAUACACGCUCGAGGAACGCUUUCGCUGGCAUUGAAGAAUUGCAAGCUUCCUGGUGGAGUGGAAGCACGCGAAGGAAUCUUGGACUUUUAAUCUUCCUCUUCUGCUUGGCUAGCGUUUAACCUGGAUUUUUCUUUUUAUUCUCUUUCGUUCAUGGGUCACGCGUCGAUGGUUGUUGUUUUGGGGAGACUCGACUUGUGGUAUCGCUUGUAAUUAUUUGAUCCUCCAUAUCAGUUGACAGGAGGAUCCUGUUGUUAGAGUAAAAUAGGUUCGUUGAUUUUUCACACGCAACGUUGGGGAAUUCACGAAAUGUUUAGGGUAUGGGAAUAUUAAUCAACGCUGAACCUGCUAUAAUUGAUUAAAUGAGAGAUGGAUAGGGAAAUGAAGGAGGAAGAAUUUUAGAGAAAAUAUAGUAAGGGAUCAGAAAAUUGAUUUUAUACUAGAAGAAAAAUCGCAAUGUUAAGUCACCAAAGUGGAAUUUUUAA